AUGUUACUGCCAGUCCUGCAAUAUAAACAGUGUGUGUCUGUUUCUCUGUUCCCCAUUGGCUCCACCAUUCAGUCCCAGAAGGAGGCAGGAUGAUGGAUGUUAAUUUAGACCAGUCGCUAGCUCAAAAAAUGGAUGUCACGUGAUCCAGUCUGGGGUCAGAGAAUGUGGGCGGGUCUUGGCAAUAGUUUCCGGAGCCCUAUAUUUGAGCGUGUUGACUGAGCGGUGAGUACACUAUAUUUACUAUAAUUGGACAUAGUGGGUGUUGGAGCAUGGUGCUAUAUAAAUAGCAUGAAUUUGCUCUCUUUUAUACGUUAUAUAUAUAUUUAUUUUAUGUUCGUUUAAUUCUCCCAGUUAAUGUGUGGGGGAGUUCUCUGGUCCCCAUCUGUGGGGGGUGGGGGGGGGGGUAUGUAUGUAUGUAUGUGUGUGUGUGUGUAUAUAUAUAUAUAUAUAUAUAAUAUAAAUUUUUCAUACAUUGCCACUGGCUCCCUGUGACAAUUGACGUGUGAUAAAGUUCCUCUUAACAUAAAGAGUAGAUCUGAUACUGCUCUAUGGAAUAGAGAGGUAUGCAACAUUCUGCACUCUAGAUGUUCUGCACUGCAUCUCCCUUAAUGCUUUUACACCUGUAAUGAUGGCAAGUUAUCAUGGGAGAUUUAGGAGUGCUGAAGGUUGCCUACACCUGAAAUAGGCAUUGCUUAGCUAUCGUAAUGUACCUUUCAUGUAAUAGUGCUGUUUUUUUUUUUUUUUUUUUAAACUUAUUUUUCCCUCUGCUGGAAAGCUAAUGAAGGGAUAUUGUUAGCAAAAUGGCACAAUAUGACUCUAAGCACAGAAUGCAAGGAUCAUGGUUGGUCCUGGAGGGAUCAAGCUGCUGUUGAGACUUGUGCAAGUGCAGCUUCUUUAAAGGACCACUAUAGUGCCCUGAAGGUGCCCCCACUAUCAGGGUCCCCCUCCCACCCGGCUCUGGAAGGGGGAAAGGGGUAAAAACUUACCUUUUUCCAGCGCUGGGAGGGGAGCUCUCCUCCUCCGAUCCUCCUCUUCUCCUCCCAUGCGGCUGAAUGCGCACGCGCGGCAAGAGCUGCGCGCGCAUUCAGCCAGUCACAUAGGAAAGCAUUAUCAAUGCUUUCCUAUGGACGCUUGCGUGAAGCACGCAAGCGCCUCUAGCGGCUAACAAUGAGACAGCCACUAGAGGAAUUGGGGGAAGGCUUAACCCAUUCAUAAACAUAGCAGUUUCUCUGAAACUGCUAUGUUUAUAAAAGAAUGGGUUAAGCCUAGCUGGACCUGGCACCCAGACCACUUCAUUAAGCUGAAGUGGUUUGGGUGCCUAUAGUGGUCCUUUAAGUUAAUAGUAUGUUUAUUGACUUUACAUGUGUGAAACAUUAAAAGAGACACUACAAGCACCAUAAACCAUACCCCCUCCCAAUUAUAAACCUGCAGCUGAACACAUUGCUGUCCGGAAUAAUUCUUUCAUUGUUGAAUUUGAAUUCUGCCAGUGGUUGUCAAUCAGUUGUAGAGCAGCCUGAUAGUGGAAAGCAAUAGGGAAAUGAACAUUCUGCAUAAAUAGUCUAAAGCCACAAUACAGAAAAUAUAUGGAACAAUCCAUAGGGUUAUCCAAAUGAAUUGUAAAAUUAGUAGGUAAAGAAGGCAUACAUGAAUCCUGUUUAUUUGUACAUGGUACUAAUCCAAUCUACUUGGCCUGAUACACAAAAUAAGUUCAGAUGGGGACAGUUGCCUAGAGCCAUGGAGUUUGACAGGCAUAUUCACAGAGCAUUGAAUUUUUGCUAAUUGAAUCUAUAGGGGAAAAAAAAAACGAAAUAUCUCCAGUCACAAUCUUUUUGCCUAUGUUUUGUUAAAUUCAGAUUGUUUGUGAAUGUUUUAAUUUUGUAAAUAUCAAUUCUAGGAUGCUAUUGUUGCAGGAAAACAACUUUGUUUUCCAGACACCAUAAUUUCCCUUUAAAGUUGAGGGAAUAUGUAUGUUUUAGAUUUGUUGUAUGUGAAAACUUUGGUUCCUUGUAACAGCAGGGAGGGAUCUGACAGAAUAUUUAGUAGUAUGCAUGUAAGUUCUGGCUUCAUCCACUGUGGAGUAAAAAAAUAAUGCAGAAAUAAAGCAUUUGUGCUAAGGUAGUAGAGAUGCCUGAAACAUCCUUCUCAAAGGCAAUGUUAUUAUAGAGUGUCUUGAGGUGGGCAUUAUUUUCUGUGUUGAUCAUGGCAGUAACAUGACUCCUACUUGCCUACAUUGUACACUGUAUUAAUAUGAACCCGAGUACUUCAGUUGCUCAGAAAUGAUGAGCUGAAAUUCAGAAAAUGUUCAGCUGAUAAAUGCAGACUUUUGCCCUAUGUAUUGGAGUUUUUUGGGGGGUCUGGGACAUAUGAUGACUCGUGUGUAAUUUAUUUCAUGUUUCCAUACAUGCAGAUAUCUUCACUCUGUAAAGACUUCUAGUUUUUUUAAAUUUUGACAUACAGUACUCUUGGAUGGUAGCUAGCUAUCAGCAAAUGCCUCUUUGGGCAAUACCUGGUAAGGAAUCUCUACAUCUAGUAAGGCAAUCAGGUGAUCUAAAUUUACCCGUCCAUGGGAGGUGAAUUUCUGAGAAAGUAGCACAGUAGAGGAAGGUUGAAGGGCAUGGGGAGUUAAGGGGAGAGCUGAAGAAGUAUGUUUUAGUGAUUUUGUGAAGAAGUGCAGAGAGUUAAAAAAAUUGGAUGUCGUAGGAGGGCAUUCCAUAAGGAAAGGGACUGUAACAGGGCGUCAAUGGACAAAAGAGGCCAAGCUGGACAAUAUCUGCUAAUGAGGGAGGAGAUGUAAGCACGGGCACAGUAAUGGAGAGCUUUGUAAGUAGGCACAUGACCUUUGAACAGAAUCCUAUAGAACAUAGGAAGCCACUAUUGAGACUUGACACGUGAAAUGUGGUUUUGUAUUUUUACCUCAGCCUUUUGUCCCAAGAGUUAUUCAGAAACAUAAUCAUGGGCAAGACCAAUGUAAUCAUAAUUGAGCCAGUGUGGACAUUCUUCAUGACAAUCCAUGCUACCUUGCUCAUUGUGGAAUCUGAAUGGUAGUAACUGAUUAUUAAAGGCAUAUAUAAGAACAUAAAUGACACACUCAUCUACUCAGGAACAUAAUUGACACUCCUUUAUUCAGAAGGAAAGAAGUUACUACAAAAAUGUGAAAAGAUCUAAAAGCGGUUUUCUGUCCUCUCUCAAGGUCUACAAAUUGCUAUUCGGAAUAUGUUUUAUAACUUGACCAGAGUCUUGUGAGGACAAAAAGAUGAGGGCAACUUGCAAGUUGUGCCUACACCAGUGAAUGGAUGGACUUGAAACUUGCUCGUGAUGACUCACUAGGGCUCAGUUGGAAUCUGUCUAUUAAGUGUCUAUAGGUUUUUGAUACUGGAUCAUAUUGGAUUACCCGUCUAGCAGCUGUGAAGGCAAUUUAUAAAAGUGGCUUUUUGAUUGCCUUCACAACUGCUAGACUGGUAACCCAAUGAUGUCUAGAUGUCUGUGAAGUUAUUAGAUGAUCGAUUACUUCUGUCUUUUGUUACCACCUGAGUUCUCUCCUUAAAGGGACUCUCCAGUGCCAGGAAAACAAUCUGUUUUCCUGGCACUGCUGGUCCCCUCUCCCUCCCACCACCCAUCCCCGGUUGCUGAAGGGGUGAAAACCCCUUCAGUUACUUACCUGAGUCCCCCACCAAUGUCCCUAGGCGGUGGAUCCCGCCCGCUGGCUGAGGAGACCUAAUGUGCAUGCGCGGCAAUGCUGCAAAUGCGCAUUAGAGCUCUCCAUGGGAAAGCAUUGAAAAUGCUUUCCUAUGGGGAAUUGAGCAACGCUGGAGGUCCUCACACACAGGUCCUCACAAAACCUGUGCUAUGAAGCAGGAAGUGCCCUCUAGUGGCUGUCUAGUAGACAACCACUAGAGGAGGAGUUAACUCUGCAAUGUAAUUAUUGCAGUUUAUGAAAACUGCAAUAAUUACAGUUGCAGGGUUAAGUAGUGAGAGUUGGCACCCAGACCACUCCAAUGGGCAGAAGUGGUCUGGGUGCCUGAAGUGUCCUUUUAAGUUGUCUCAAAGUGCCACAUGCAUCAUAUUAUCCUGCCUCUUUUCUGCCUGAAUCUUGUAAGUCCUAGUUUCUCAACCCCUGGUACGUGCAACACAGGCAGGGAUAUGCCAAGAGGUGGCUGGCUGGCCACCUUGGCGUUCCCCAGGAUGUGGCUGUCUGGGGGAGAAUGGAGAGAGAGGCAGUUAGGGAGUUGUACUCUUUAUGAUCUUCCAGCACUGCUUUCUCGCGAGCCCUGAGAUGAUGCAGAGAGCCAGGCUAUGCUGUUAGUCUGGCUCCGGCAUCACUAAACAUCGUGCAAGGGAACACUGCAGGAAGACUAUGAGGAUUACACAAGCCCCACACUGGACUCUAGGAAAAUAAUCCACUACAGCUCUCCCUGGAGUGAGAGGCUGGGUGGACUUAUAUACAAAAAUACUAUAAUAAUAACAAUCUGUGAUAGAAUGUUUGUGUCUGUCAGUGUGUGUCCCCUCUGUGUGUAAAUGUGUGCAGUGUUCACUAUGUGUAAGUGUGUGUGUCAUUGUCUUCUGUGUGUAACUAUUGUGUGCAUUAUAUUUUAAUUUUGUGACUGUUCUACUUCAGAUUAAUCGUUCAUGUACUCAUACUUACAUACACAAUAUUUACAUUGUCAUGUUUAUUUUUAUAAUAGUCUUUACUACCUUUUUAAUAAGGUGUUUUUCUACAAUAUAGGAUUAAUGUAAAUCAGUGUCUACAUAUUUAAAAUGCAAAGCAAUAGAAAUUACUUUCUCGAGGCAGAGUUACGUGUACUACAAGGUUACCUGGCCAUAAAUAGUUGAGAAACACUGUUAUAAGGAAGCCGUCCUUCCAUACUUGGUUGUUCAACAUUGUCUUCUCUUAUACUUUAAGCCCCUGGAAUAUGUCACCCUUUCUGUCCCCAGCAAAGACAAAUAAAGUUUCAUACAAUACUACACAGUUUGACUAUUUUAUUGAACGAUGAAAGCUCAGUCACCACAUAUGGAUUUUAUGUCUACCACCAACUCCUCUUUUUUUGUAAUUUUUUUAUUCCCCCCUGUCAUUGCUAGUAAUGUAAAUUUGUAUAAAGGCCCUGUCAUAUUUGCUUUAACUGCAUUUUCUUUAAUCAUCCUCCUGUAUUACAUAUUGGUUUGCUGCCACAAUAAACAUUAUUUUUCUUUUUUUUUGUGCUGAAAGUAUAGGUGAAGGUCUUGGCUAAAUAGGUAGGAUGCGCCUCUCAGUAUUACUGUAACUGUACUAAGUAAUGGGAAAACAUAUAUUUAUUUUUUAUUUUUUUUAGAUGAAGAGAGUAUCUUAUAUUAUGCAGUGAAUGAAGGGCAGUGUCAUUUUGUUUUACAAAGCUGUUUUACUGCUGAUGAUCUUACUUUGAUUUGUAGACUGUAUUUUGAAUAAUAAUUUUUUUUUUAAUUUUUUUUUGUAUUUCCAGAGAAUGUCUGUACAACCAGUGCAAGGAGCCCCACAAGGCUCUGUCACUCCCAUACCGAUGUAUACACCACAAAAUUCUACAACCACUCAACCGCAGCAGACAUCAGUGCAGUACUAUAAUCCACCCAAUGUGCCUCCUCCACCAUUCUCUAAUCUCCCCAAUUCAAGCUAUGUACCCCCUAGACCGGACUACAUGUCUUAUCCACCUCCUUUUACGCCCCCAACACAAAAUUCCGUAA
Molecule: messenger RNA, 5691 nt
Organism: Pelobates cultripes (western spadefoot toad)
Lineage: Eukaryota; Metazoa; Chordata; Amphibia; Anura; Pelobatidae
Source: the annotation of a GenBank genome assembly